Molecule: messenger RNA, 2693 nt
Organism: Salvia miltiorrhiza (redroot sage)
Lineage: Eukaryota; Viridiplantae; Streptophyta; Magnoliopsida; Lamiales; Lamiaceae
Product: phenylalanine ammonia-lyase-like
Exons: 2
Coding region: 400-2535 (711 amino acids)
Biological process (GO): L-phenylalanine catabolic process
Cellular component (GO): cytoplasm
Molecular function (GO): ammonia-lyase activity
Source: RefSeq, a predicted model, not a curated record
GAAAACUGGGUCUAACUAAUUUCCCCAACUUGGUAAUCCCAUUUUCCCACCAACCACCGCAACCUUUGGGACAAGAAAAUAGGGAAAAAAGAAAAAUAAAAAAUUGGUCGUCAGCCACAUCUGGCGAAUUGGCGCCGUCGAUGAGAUCCAAUCAACGGCCCACAGCGAUCCUCAACAAACCCCCCCUCACAUUGACCUGUCUGCAGCCCCGCGCUGCUCACCUACCAAAAUCUAAACAUAACAUGUCACACACCUCCACCAUUCUCUAUUUAAAACCACAUAAUCUACUUAACACCAAUUCACCAUCCUCCUCUUCCUCUCUAUAAAGCGCACGCGCACGCACUCUCUCUCUAAAUCUAAACCAACGCAAACGUGUGUGUGUUCGACGGCGAUCAAUCCAUGGCGGCGGAGAACGGUCAUCACGAGGAGUCCAACGGCUUCUGCGUCAAGCAGAACGAUCCCUUGAACUGGGUGGCGGCGGCGGAGUCGCUCAAGGGGAGCCACCUCGACGAGGUUAAGCGGAUGGUGGAGGAGUUCAGGAAGCCGGUGGUCAAGCUCGGCGGGGAGACGCUCACCAUAUCUCAGGUGGCGGCGAUCGCGGCCAAGGAUAAUGCGGUGGCGGUGGAGCUGGCCGAGUCGUCCAGGGCCGGCGUCAAGGCCAGCAGCGAUUGGGUUAUGGAGAGCAUGAGUAAAGGCACCGACAGCUACGGCGUCACCACCGGUUUCGGUGCCACCUCUCACCGGAGGACCAAGCAGGGCGGCGCUCUUCAGAAGGAGCUCAUUAGGUUCUUGAACGCCGGAAUAUUCGGAAACGGGACAGAAUCCAACCACACGCUGCCGCACACGGCGACGAGAGCGGCGAUGCUGGUUCGGAUCAACACCCUCCUACAAGGCUACUCCGGCAUCAGAUUCGAAAUCCUGGAAGCCAUCACUAAAUUCCUGAACGAGAACAUCACCCCAUGCCUCCCCCUCCGCGGCACCAUCACGGCCUCCGGCGAUCUGGUGCCGCUAUCCUACAUCGCGGGCCUCCUGACGGGGCGGCCCAACUCGAAGGCUGUGGGCCCCUACGGCGAGCCCCUGAACGCGGAGGAAGCCUUCAAGCUGGCCGGCGUGAAAGGCGGCUUCUUCGAGCUGCAGCCCAAGGAAGGGCUGGCCCUGGUGAACGGCACCGCCGUGGGGUCCGGACUGGCCUCCAUCGCCCUCUUCGACGCCAACAUCCUGGCCGUCCUAUCGGAGGUGAUGUCCGCCGUGUUCGCGGAGGUGAUGAACGGGAAGCCGGAGUUCACGGAUCACCUGACGCACAAGCUGAAGCACCACCCGGGGCAGAUCGAGGCGGCGGCGAUCAUGGAGCACAUCCUGGACGGCAGCGGGUACGUGAAGGCGGCGCAGAAGCUGCACGAGCAGGAUCCCCUGCAGAAGCCCAAGCAGGACAGGUACGCCCUCCGCACCUCGCCCCAGUGGCUGGGCCCGCAGAUUGAGGUCAUCCGCACCGCCACCAAGAUGAUCGAGAGGGAGAUCAACUCCGUCAACGACAACCCCUUGAUCGAUGUUUCUAGAAACAAGGCCUUGCACGGUGGAAACUUCCAAGGCACCCCCAUCGGAGUUUCCAUGGACAAUGCCCGCCUAGCCAUCGCCUCCAUCGGGAAGCUUCUCUUCGCUCAGUUCUCCGAGCUCGUCAACGAUUUCUACAACAACGGAUUGCCGUCCAACCUCUCCGGCGGCCGCAACCCCAGCCUCGACUACGGCUUCAAGGGCUCCGAGAUCGCCAUGGCCUCCUACUGCUCCGAGCUCCAGUUCCUGGCCAACCCCGUCACCAACCACGUGCAGAGCGCCGAGCAGCACAACCAGGAUGUCAACUCAUUGGGCUUGAUCUCUUCACGGAAGACCGUUGAAGCUCUCGAUAUUCUUAAACUCAUGUCGUCCACCUACCUUGUCGCCCUAUGCCAAGCCGUGGAUUUGAGGCAUUUGGAGGAGAAUCUCAAGCACGCGGUGAAGAACACCGUGAGCCAGGUUGCUAAACGAACUCUCACAAUGGGCGUCAAUGGCGAGCUCCAUCCUUCCAGAUUCUGCGAGAAGGACUUGAUCCGCGUGGUCGACCGCGAGUACGUUUUCGCCUACAUCGACGACCCCUGCAGCGCCACCUACCCCUUGAUGCAGAAGCUGAGGCAGGUGCUCGUCGAUCACGCCCUCAAGAACGGGGACUUGGAGAAGAACGCGAGCACCUCGAUCUUCCAGAAGAUCGAGGCGUUCGAGGAGGAGCUCAAGGCCUUAUUGCCCAAGGAGGUGGAGAGCGCGAGGAUGGCCCUCGAGAGCGGGAGCCCCACCGUGGCCAACCGGAUAGCGGAGUGCAGGUCGUACCCGUUGUAUAAGUUCAUAAGGGAGCAGCUCGGCGCGGGGUUCUUGACGGGGGAGAAGGCGGUGUCGCCGGGGGAGGAGUGCGAGAAGGUGUUCACGGCGUUGAGCAAUGGCCUCAUUAUUGACCCCUUGUUGGAAUGCCUUCAAGGAUGGAAUGGUCAACCUCUGCCAAUCUGCUAGUUCGUUUUCUAUAUGUUUCGCCCAAAUAAUUUUUUUCGAUUUGUUUUCUGUGCUUAAAUUUGCUCUUUUUGUUCAUUUGUGUUCUUCUUCGACGGAAUCUCCUGUGUUUUGUGAAAUAAUGUGUAAAAUUUCAAUGGGAUUCUCGCGUUUGCAACUCA